This is a messenger RNA of Nicotiana tabacum (common tobacco), 1236 nucleotides long. The record is from RefSeq and is a predicted model, not a curated record. Lineage: Eukaryota; Viridiplantae; Streptophyta; Magnoliopsida; Solanales; Solanaceae.
AUGUGGAGAAGAUUGGUAAAGGAUGGGAAGAUUGUGAAUAAGAAAGCAGUGCAUGUUGUCAAUAUUGAUGAUGAAAUGGACAAGGAACCUGGUUCCUUGACUCGCAAGUUCUCACAUAAGCAUUCAAUAUCCAAGUCAAAAAGUGGAUCCUCUAUGAGUGUUGCGAGUCAGAAAAAGAGUGCAGGUGAUAACUCUGGUGAAAAGUUAGUGGAAGAAUCUGUAGAAAACGUGAUGGAAGAAUCAGUUGGAAAGGUGUCUGAGAAGACAAUGCCUGAGAAAGGAAAGAGUGAUCGCAAAUCAGUGAAACGAAAGGGUGAUGCCCGUGAGGAACCUUGUUCUUCCAAGAAGGCAAAGGUUGAUGAUACCUACGAUGCUAGGAAGGAAAAAUUGAAAAAUCAAAAGGUUUUGUGGGGCCAUACAUUUGCCCCUGAUAUUCUGGAUAUGACUGGCAUGCGACAAUUGGUGGAGAUCUGUGAAUUUCAACAGUGGACGCACUUGUUCGCAGGUGACAAUCCCAAAGUGUAUGAGGAAGAAGUGCGUAGUUUCUAUGAUGACUUCUUCACAGUAGAGGAUGAUCAUAUUUGCAUGAUGGUGAAUGGGGUCAAUUUUGUGAUGGACUCUGCUGUGCUAAAUGCUAUUGUGAAGGAUAAGACAGUUCAACAGAGGGAACGGGUACACAAGAAAGCCCUCCUUCCAGUAUACCAAUUGUUGUUUGAGAUGGUGAACAAGGUUUUGCUCCCUCGUGAUGAGAGAAGAUCAAUUACAUCUCGAGCAUACCUGGUUCUCAUGGAAGCACUAGAUAGCUACACCACCAUCAACCUGCCUGGCAUUAUAAUAGAACACAUGCGGAAGGUGGCAGAGUUUAAGGAUGGUAAUCAUGGGCUGCCUUAUGGGUUCCUUCUCACCAAUGUGUUUGAGUUCUUCAAAGUCCCUCUAGGAAAAGCUAAGGUGGGUACUCGUACGCAAACCUUCUUUAAGACCACUCUAGAGGAGUGUGAGUGCAUUGAUAAAGUUGGAGGGGUUAGCAGUACUUUUACUAUCUCCCAGUUGAUCAACGCCCAAAACAGUGCCACUGAUGAGAUCAGGAAGUUGAAGGCAAAGAAUGCCAUUCUUGAGGGUCAGCUAAGUCAGCUUCGGGAGGCACCUGGUUCUAGUAGCUCUCAAAGCACGGAGGUUGCCCAUCUGACCAAGGAGAAUGCUGAUCUCAAGAAACAGGUUGAGGACCUGAAGGAGUAA